Messenger RNA from Trachemys scripta elegans, 189 nucleotides. The record is from the annotation of a RefSeq genome assembly. NCBI's taxonomy places the organism in Eukaryota, Metazoa, Chordata, Testudines, Emydidae.
AUGCCACAAUUAAAUCCAGACCCAUGAUUUCUAAUCCUCUCCUCCUCAUGAUUAACGUACAUUAUUAUUUUACAACCAAAAAUUUCAUCCUACUUAUCAACAAACAAUCCUACCAACAAAGACAAUAAAACUAUACAUACAGACCCAUGAACUUGGCCAUGAAUUCAACAUUCUUCGAUCAAUUCAUAA